Molecule: messenger RNA, 6668 nt
Organism: Scatophagus argus
Lineage: Eukaryota; Metazoa; Chordata; Actinopteri; Scatophagidae
Product: immunoglobulin-like and fibronectin type III domain-containing protein 1
Exons: 25
Coding region: 991-5595 (1534 amino acids)
Molecular function (GO): protein binding
Source: RefSeq, a predicted model, not a curated record
AAAUUUGACUGAAAACACCAAAGACAUUUCAAAAUCCUAACAGCCAACAAUGGCAACUGGCUAAAGCUGCACUGAUGAGACUAAACAUGACAACAAUGUGGGAACAUGUUGGUGACUCAGUUGGUUCAGAAAAGCUUUCUGAAUGCACUCUUUAUCAUUCAGUCAUCCAUUUGGUCACAUUUAUUUGACAAGGCAAGCCAGGUGUACCUUUCCAAGUGCUUUGCAAGCCAUAAAAGACAUCAAAAUAGAAAAAAAACAAAAAAACCCACAAAUUUACACUCACAGGCAUUUCAGAUAAGGUCUAAAUGAAAACCCUUAAGCUUUUCAGUGAAUUCAGCCCAUGUACUGUACAUGCUUAAAAAUAAGAUAUCCAGAGUCUGGUGAUGUUUGCAAAGGCAGAUCUAAUGUUACUCUUAUGUAAAGCACAUAAGUCAUGUUAAAAAUGCUCAGGAACCACAAGAUCCCUCUGAGUCUUUCUUUUCAGAUUUAUGCCAAUUUUAGUCAAUUAAAUACUUUUUGCCGACUGACCCAUGAAAUCAAUGCCUGGCUUAAACAUGCAUCUUUAAUUGCUGUUCUACAUUAAUAGGCUAAUCAAUAUUUAUAUGCAAAUAUAUUGCUUUUAAUAACAUCUACAUCACCCUCACAAGUCCACAUUCUGUGAACAUUCUGCUCGUUAACAGCAGCAAAACUUAUGUAACAUUAUCAGCCCUCUGCCGCACACACACAGUACAUACUGAUGUGUAACACCUGCCACAAGCAAUUUACCUUCACUACGCUUCAGCCUGCAAAAGGAUGGGGCACCCUGCUGAUUUCUCUUUAAACUAUAUAUUCUAUAGCUUAUACUCUGCCUAUUACAGGUCUUUCAUGCCAAGAGAAAAUAAUUAAAGACCAGAGAACCCUGGACCAGCUGAACCCCUGUGAUCAGCAUUCAGUGAUGCCCCCUUCAAGAUUGCUGUGGGCAUCAGGAAGAAGUCGAAAGUGCCUGGUGUCAUGAUAACACAAUUUAUGGAGGAACUUCCAGAGGGAAUGUCAACUCCAGAUUUCACCCGCAAACCCAUCGCUUUGACUAUUCAAGAGGGUAAAUAUGCAGUCUUUAAGGCCAAAGUGGUGGGUACCCCAACACCUACUGUAACAUGGAGUAGAGCAAACGGAGAAAUACAUUUUCACCCUGACUUGUGCCUGCAAAAGUAUGAUGAGGCAUCUCAGGAACAUACAAUUGAGUUUCCUAAAGUCGCCCCAGAGGAUGCUGACACCUACAAGUGUUUUGCAACAAAUGAAUAUGGAAGAGCUGUUUGCACUGUUGUCCUGAAUGUCAUUGCGGUUGGAUUCUCUAAGACCAAAGAACUUCAGAAGGCACAAGGAGAAGAUGUAACAGACUUCAGGAAAAAACUUAAAAAACGUAAUCCAGAUGGAACACGAGAGGAAAAGACAAUGGAGCCAGAGGAGAAGGUCUGGGAAAUUCUUCUUAGUGCAGAUAAGAAAGACUAUGAGCGCAUCUGUGCUGAGUACGGCAUCACAGACUUCCGCGGCAUGCUGAAAAAACUCAAUGAAAUGAAGAAAGAGAGGGAGGAGGAGAUUGCAGAGUUUGUCACACAAAUCAGCACACUCAAACAUAUUGAGGUCAGUGACAACGACUAUGCAACUAUUGAAUUGGACAUGGACCUCAAGGACCCAACCAGCAAAAUUUACCUAUACAAGGAUGGUGUCAUGGUUCCAUUCAGCAAAGAAGAAAGUGAUACAAUGAAGCAUAACUUGAAACAAGUUGGCAAGAAAUAUGUCUUCACAAUUAAAAAACUGGGUUCAGAGGAUGCUGGACUCUACUCAGUGGAUGUUGAGGGCGUCAAUGUUUUCUCCACAGAUUUCAAAGUGCCCGAAGUUGACUUUGCUGUCAAAAUACAAGAGGUUAAGGCAGAAGAACGAGAGGAUGCCCUCUUUCAGUGUGUUCUGACUGCACCUAUGAGUGAGAUUAAAUGGUUUGGCAAAAGUGCUCCAUUGUCAAAUAGUGAAAAACAUGAAAUCAUUGUAUCUGAAGAUAAGCUUAUCCACAAGUUGAUUGUGCGGGACUGUUUGCCUUUGGAUGCUGGUAUCUAUGCUGCUGUGGCGGGAAUCAAAUCCUGCAAUGCUUGGCUUGUAGUUGAAGCUGACAAAGAUCCUGCCAACAAGGGCAAGAAGGCAGCUCGAAAAACUACUGUGGCUGGCAGCAGUAACGAUGAAGAUCUGAUAAGAAUAGCUAAGGAACAGCAGGAAAUAUACCAGAAAGAACUGGAAAAAAAAUUGGAAAUGGCAAAGAAGGCUCAAGCAGAGAAGGAAGCUGCAGACGCAGUUACCCAAGCAGAGGCUGAAGCAGCCAAAAAGGCAGCGGCUGAAGCCAAAGCUGCUGCUAAGGCUGCAGCUAAGGCUGCUGCAAAGUCAAAAAGGGCAGCAGCUGGCAAGGAAGGAGCUGCAAGGAAAACUAAGAAAAAACAAGGUGAUGCAGCUGGUGGUGCAGACUCCACUGCAGAUGGUGCUGGAGGCCCUGGUGUUCCUGGAGUUACUGGUGAUGCUAGUGGUGGUGGCAGUGCUGGUGGUGCCGGGGGUGAUGGAACAGAAGGUGGUAAAGGUGCUGGCAAAGGCAUUGGAGUUGGUGCUGGUGGUGUUGCAGGUGUUGUGGGUGGAGGAGAAGAUGGAAGUGGACCUGUAGCUAAAGGUGGAGCUGGAGGAGCCGGAGGAGCUGGAGGUGUUGGAGGAGCUGGAGGAGCUGGAGGAGCUGGAGGUGAAGGUUUCGGAGAAGAUUUUGAGGGAGAAGAGGAUUACGAUUCAUUUGAAGAUUUUGAUGAUGAAACUGAGGAAGAGGGAGAAGGAGGAGAGGGAGGAGAAGGAGGAGAAGGAGGUGGAGAAGGAAGGAAACGCAAGAAACGUGUGAGAGAAGGUCCACUUGUGCCAGAUACAGUGAUAGGAGAUAAUAAUGAUGAGGAAACCAUAAAUCAACAAGGUGAAAAAUCUGGGAAAAAAGGAAAACGUCCCAGAAAGAAAAAUGUGGAGGUUGAAGAAGCUGUUGUUGCAAAAAACACAGAAGCGAGUGGUGCCAGUGGUGAUAACGGCACCGGGCCAACAGCAGGCAGUGAUGAAUCUGCUGAAAACGGUGAGGGUGCAGACGGUGGUGAGCCGGCAGCAGCUGGCAAGCGUUCUGGCCGUGCACGGCAAGGCCCAUUGAUCGUGGAAACAGUUAGUGACCCAGGAGUUCACUUUCAUGCUGGACUUUCUGACUGCAAAGUCAUUAUUGGAGAACCAGCAGAGCUGGAGUGUAAACUGAGCAGUGAAGAGUGUCAGGGAAUCUGGUACAAAGAUGGAGAUGAGAUUAAGUCAUCUGAGGGUAUAACCAUUUCAAAAGAGGGAAGUUUCCACAAGCUGAAAAUUCACAAAGUCACAGAGGAAUAUGCUGGAAAAUACAAAUUUGAAGCAGAUGGAAGGAAGACAGAGGCCUUGAUUGUUGUUGAAGAUCCACCCAGAUUUGAUGCCGAGGAGCUGGAGGUCUUUAAAACCCCUGUAACUGUGAAAAAAGGACAAAAAGCUUCCUUCAAAUUACCUUAUAUUGGACGGGAUCCUAUAAAAGUUCAGUGGUACCUCGAUGGUGAAGAGCUGUCAGAUGAAGCAAAUAUCAAGAUAGAGCACUCAGAAGGUUACAGCCGUCUGCUUCUAACUAAGUUGCAGCGUAAGGACAGCGGUGAAGUGAAGAUGAAACUCAAAAAUGAGUUUGGCACUGUUGAGGCCUUCAGCCAGCUUGUUAUAUUGGACAAACCCACUCCUCCAAUGGGACCUCUAGAGAUCGUUGAAGCGUCCUCCUCUGUUAUUGAAUUCAAAUGGAGGCCCCCAAAGGACAGUGGUGGCUGCAAGAUAGCUAAUUAUAUCCUUGAAAGACAACAAGUUGGUCGCAACACCUGGAAGAAGGUGGGGCCAAUCGGCACAGAGACUAAAUACAGGGACACUGAUGUAGACCACGGCAGGAGGUACUGCUAUCGCAUCAGAGUGGAGACUGAAAUGGGCACCAGUGAGAUGAUGGAAACAGAGGACAUCCAAGCUGGUACAAAAGCAUACCCUGGACCUCCAUCAGCACCAAAGGUUGUCAGUGCCUUCAAGGACUGCAUCACCCUCUCAUGGUCUCCUCCAGCCAACACUGGGGGAACUAAUAUUCUGGGAUACAACCUUGAGAAACGCAAGAAGGGCAGCAACCUGUGGGGUCCAGUCAACCCACCAAACGAGAUGAUCAAAGCAAAGGGAUUCGCAGUUAAAGAUGUGGUUGAGGGCAUGGAGUACGAAUUCCGUGUGUCAGCAAUCAAUAACUCUGGAGCAGGUGAAUUCAGUACCCCAUCUGAGUUCGUGUUUGCCAGAGACCCUAAAAAGCCUCCUGGUAAAGUCCUAGACUUAAAAGUGACAGAUUCCACCUACACAACUCUGUCUCUGUCUUGGACCAAACCCAAGGACAUUGAGGGGGUUGAGGAUGAAGCCAAAGGAUAUUUUGUGGAGAUCAGGCCUGCAGAAAAUACUGAAUGGGAUCGCUGCAAUUCAAAUGCAAUAACCAUGACUUCCUACACAGUGAAAGGUUUGAAGUCAAUGGCCAUGUACUGGGUGAGAGUCUUUGCUACUAAUGAUGGAGGAGAUGGAGAGACACAGGAACUGGAUAAUUAUAUCCUUGCCAUGCCUCCUCCUGUGAGACCACGAUUCACGGAUGCAAAAAUCAAGAGUUUCAUGGUGGUGAGAGCAGGCAAUUCUGCACGCUUCAACAUUAACUUUGAGGCCUCCCCUUGGCCUGAUAUCAUCUGGCAGAAAGACGGAGGGCCAGUGUCUAAAAAGGUGACCAUCAGUAACACAGAGGGCACAUCCCAGAUUCUGAUUCCUUCUGCUGAGCGCUCAGAUACUGGAAUCUACACUAUCAUUAUCAAGAACAUUGUUGGCCAAGAAACAUUUAGCAUUGAAAUUAGAGUCACAGAUGAGCCUAAGCCACCAGGUCCUGUUGAAAUCGAUGAAAACGUGCCUGGCACAGUGACCAUUUCAUGGACCCCAUCUCCAGACGAGAAACGUGAUGACAGGCUGCACUACAUGGUGACUAAACGUGAUUCAAGUAAAAGACAAUGGCACACCAUUGCAGAUCGUAUCUUCAACAACAGAUUCACAGCCUGCAACAUAAUGCCAGGGCGAGAGUACCAGUUCAGAGUCUAUGCAAAGAAUGACAUGGGCUCCUCCAAACCCUCCGAAUCACCAAAAUGGCUGAUCUCUAGCAAAAAAGAAAAGUUCACUAUAAACAUGCCAGAAACAAAGGUCUGUAAUCUUCAGUGUCCUCCCAAGUUCAUUGUCCCACUGAAAUUGCACACUGCCCCUCAAGGGUAUGAGUGCUACAUGAGCUGUGCCAUAAAAGGGGACCCAACACCUCAUGUGACAUGGCUCCGCAACAAUAUCAGUCUGAAUACCAACACUAACUACCACAUCACAAACACCUGUGGAGUCUGUUCUAUGCUCAUAUUGAGGGUUGGACCCAAAGACACUGGGGAGUACAAGGUUGUUGCAGAAAACGCUAUGGGAAGGGCUGAGUGUGCCACUAAACUGUCAGUCAGAGAAUAAAUGAAUGCACUGAAGAUGGUAGAACUGCUGUAAAACCCUAACAGAAAUUAAGUAUUGUUGGCAAUUCACGUAAUGCAUCUUUUAAGUUAAGCAAACCAUACCAAAUGUAGAAUGUGAUCUUAUUUGAUACUGCCUGUGGUACUUUCCUGUUUAUACUACUAGUAUACUAGUACUAUUUGGUGAAACUCACAGUGAGGUAUACAAAAUGUUACAGGCAUACAAAAUAUUGCUAAAAUAAAAGUCACAACAUGUCACAACAUGUUCUGUUUGUUUUGAUUUUAAGUGGACAAUUUCAAUAAAGUGAAAGCUUGCAAUACAAAUGUGUAAUAUUGCAUAUUUUGACUGUAAUAACAUGCACAUUAAACAGAAAAAAAGAUGGUGUGUAACUGUGAUUUUAAAAGUGCUAUUGUGAGAUGUUUGUCUAAUGGGUAUGGACGUAUUAAUUAAUUUUUAGAUACAGGUUUCCAUUCAAGUAUAUUCAAAUUGUUUGAUAUGGUAUGGUAUAGUUUGGUGUUUUUCCAUAAUUGUGCAUUUUAAAUCUUCCCCUAAAUUGAAACUGAUGAGAUAAAAUACUAGCAUUAAAAAUUUAUAUGAUACCAACUUUCACAGUCUAUUCUACAUAUGAAAAUACAUGUGUGCUUGGUGUAAAUAAAUAUUUCGUACUGCUAUUGUGAUGAAAUCUUAUGUGAAAUUUUCCUGAUCUGCAUGUUGACUUUAAAGGACAGUAAAGUCUUAACAGAAAAUAAAUGUAUGUGUAUAAAGAUUCAUAAAAAAAAAAAAGUUUAUACAUAUAUGCUAAUAGACAUGGACAUAGAUUAUGGGGGUCAAACUUGAUAUAGUAAGGAAGUAUAAAAAUUAAUACCACUUGUUCACCUCCAUGAAGGUUUAUGUGAACAAGUUCCAUCUAGUCUUCUUGUAUUACCUCUUUGAGCAUUUUUGUGGGGUCAGAUGUUUGUCCAAGUUUAGAGUCACAGAAGAAGACAGGGGAGACAGUUACACCCAGGGCUAAAACAUGACCAGUGCCAGGUGACACCUCUCAAUUUCAAAGUGCCUAUUACAAUGCUAAUGUAAAA